AUGACCCUUGAUGAUGACGACUAUAUAAAACAAAUGGAGCUUCAAAGAAAAGCUUUUGAAAGUCAGUUCGGAUCUUUAGAGUCCAUGGGGUUCGAAGAUAAAACAAAAAAUAUACGAACUGAAGUAGAUACCAGAGACAGUUCAGGUGAUGAAAUUGACAAUUCCGAUCAUGGUAGUGAUUUCAAGGAUGGUACUAUAGAAAGUUCUAAUUCUUCUGAUGAAGAUAGCGGUAACGAAACCGCGGAAGAAAAUAAUCAAGAUUCCAAACCGAAAACUCAACCAAAGGUCAUUAGAUUCAACGGGCCUAGUGACGUUUAUGUUCCUCCAAGUAAGAAGACACAGAAACUUUUGAGAAGCGGCAAAACUUUAACUCAAAUAAACAAAAAAUUGGAGAGUACUGAAGCCAAGGAAGAAAAAGAAGAUGAGACUUUGGAGGCGGAAAAUUUACAAAACGACCUGGAGUUGCAGCAAUUUCUGAGAGAGUCUCACUUAUUGAGCGCUUUCAAUAACGGUGGAAGUGGUUCUACAAACAGUGGUGUAUCGUUGACUCUACAGAGUAUGGGUGGUGGAAAUGAUGAUGGCAUAGUAUACCAGGAUGAUCAAGUUAUUGGGAAGGCCAGAUCGCGUACACUCGAAAUGAGACUGAAUAGACUCUCAAGGGUGAAUGGUCAUCAGGACAAAAUAAAUAAGCUGGAAAAAGUACCCAUGCAUAUUAGAAGAGGAAUGAUCGACAAGCACGUCAAGAGAAUCAAAAAAUACGAACAAGAAGCUGCAGAAGGUGGAAUUGUUCUAUCCAAAGUGAAAAAGGGACAAUUCAGAAAAAUUGAAUCUACAUACAAGAAAGAUAUCGAGAGGCGUAUCGGGGGAAGCAUUAAGGCCAGGGAUAAAGAAAAAGCUACCAAAAGGGAACGUGGUUUGAAGAUCAGUAGUGUAGGCAGAUCGACGAGGAAUGGACUGAUUGUAUCCAAAAGAGAUAUUGCUCGUAUCAGUGGAGGCGAGAGGAGUGGUAAAUUUAAUGGCAAAAAGAAAUCCCGUCGCUAG
Molecule: messenger RNA, 1041 nt
Organism: Saccharomyces cerevisiae S288C
Lineage: Eukaryota; Fungi; Ascomycota; Saccharomycetes; Saccharomycetales; Saccharomycetaceae
Gene: FAF1
Product: Faf1p
Exons: 1
Coding region: 1-1041 (346 amino acids)
Cellular component (GO): nucleolus
Source: RefSeq, marked reviewed